This is a messenger RNA of Metarhizium album ARSEF 1941, 1806 nucleotides long. RefSeq names its product NDT80 / PhoG like DNA-binding family protein. Gene Ontology annotation, biological process: positive regulation of transcription by RNA polymerase II; meiotic cell cycle. Bases 1 to 1806 code for a protein of 601 amino acids. The transcript has a single exon. The record is from RefSeq and is a predicted model, not a curated record. Gene Ontology annotation, cellular component: nuclear chromosome. NCBI's taxonomy places the organism in Eukaryota, Fungi, Ascomycota, Sordariomycetes, Hypocreales, Clavicipitaceae. Gene Ontology annotation, molecular function: DNA-binding transcription factor activity; DNA binding.
AUGGCACAUGUCCAACUUCACAACCCUCGUACCACGACGUUGCCCCAGCUGGGCCACCACAUCAACAACUCCCGAGAUCAGUUUGCCAACUCAGUCGCACCCUACAGACGGGCGUCAGAUCACCAGUUUACGCGGUCUCCCUCGUUCCACGGGUCCAGGAGACAACAGCACCAGCACCAGCAACAGCACCAGCACCAUCAUCAGCACCAGCAGCACCAGCACCAGCACCAGCACCAGCAUUUGACCGGGCCACCGAACCCCCUGGCGGGCUACACGCCUCCCGUCACAAGGAUGGAUUCUCAUCAGUACAACACCACCCACAGGCCCGGGCAGAACGACGUGCCGCCGCUGCUGCCCAUGGAGAUGAUGGGCACGCUGCAGUACAUGGACCCCAACCUGACCACCAUCAAGCCAGACAUCUCGGGCAAUAUCGACAAGGGACCGUUCCUCUCGUCGGACCGGGAAUGGACGUGCUACAGGCGCAACUACCUGGCCUGCAACUGCUCCUUCAGCCUCAGUCCCAGCUAUCCUGGGGCAGGCAUCCAGUUCACGCCCAGCCCCAUGGCCGGGACGAGCACGACGCAAACGUUCCAGGUCUACGGCUUCGCCAUGUGCAUCUCUGCCGUCGUGGCCGACAACGAGCAGCACGCCAUCGAGCUCGUCCAGCACACGCCCAAGCGCGACAAGGGCCCCAUCUCCAAGCCGUCCAAGACGCCCAUCGCGCCCAAGACGAGCGCGACGCCGCACGGCGCCUCGCUUGGCAUCUACGGGGAUGGCUCGGGCCUCUCCAGCUCGCGAGGCCUCUACUCUACCGAGGGAUUCGGCGGCCAGGUCGGCGUCGGCGUCGGCGUCGGCGUCGCCCAGCAGGUGCCGACCGAGCACACCUUUGAGCGCAUCCAGUUCAAGCAGGCAACCCAGAACAAUGGCAAGCGGCGGGCCGCGCAGCAGUACUAUCACCUCGUCGUCGAGCUGUGGGCAGACGUCGGCGCCCAGGCCACGGACCAGUUUGUCAAGGUGGCCCUGCGCAAGUCGGCCAAGAUGAUUGUCCGCGGCCGCUCCCCCGGCCACUAUCAGAACGAGCGACGCAACAGCCAGGGGAACGGCACAGGCGGUGCCGCCGGCAGCGGCGGAUACCGAGCUCACAUGGGCCACAUGGGCGACUUUGGAAACGGCUCUGGCAUGGCGGGCGCUGGGCUCGGCGCCUACAGCUCGGGCUACGACGGUCGUGGCAUCAGCUACACCAACGUCAGGCACCAAGAGAUGUCUCCCGAGAGCAUCUUCUCCUCGGGCGACGACAAGCCCUCCUCUGGCAAGGCGGCGGCCUACCACCAGUACUACAACGCUACCUGUCCCGGAGCCGGCACCGCGGGAGGGGUGGGAGGAGGAGCAGGAGGAGGAGGAGCAGGAGGAGCAACGGGAACAGGAACAGGAACAGGAGCAGGAGCAGCAGCAGGAGGAGGGGGAGGAGUCACGGCAGCAGCAGCAGCUACAGGAGCUGGCGGGGGAGCAGGAGGAGCGGCAGCAGCAGCGACAACAGCAGCCGGGGGAGCAGCGUCCUCGUCGUCGUACGACAGUCACGGCGACCGCGUCGACCUGUUUGGCCACAGGAACGGCGCAGACGCGCUGCACUCAGCCGUCGCCCACGAACGCAAAGUCAAGCCCGAGUUCGACUUUAACAUGCUGCCCAGCCCUUUCGGCGGCGGGCAACGUACCGACGACCACCAUCGAGAGCGUUUUGAUGGCCGGCCCAGCCCGGGUGGCUUUUACCCGUCCAUCGUGCCGCCGACCGGGCUGGGAGCUCUUUGA